Scleropages formosus (Asian bonytongue) is the source of this 7627-nucleotide messenger RNA. It is a transcript of the gene usp20, whose product is annotated as ubiquitin specific peptidase 20. The transcript is spliced from 25 exons. Gene Ontology annotation, molecular function: cysteine-type deubiquitinase activity; zinc ion binding. Lineage: Eukaryota; Metazoa; Chordata; Actinopteri; Osteoglossiformes; Osteoglossidae. The record is from RefSeq and is a predicted model, not a curated record. The coding region runs from base 1242 to 3998 and encodes 918 amino acids. Gene Ontology annotation, biological process: protein deubiquitination.
CCUGACGACUCUAUUAAAUAUUUGCCUGUUGUAUUUACACACGUGUUGCUCUUUGUUCAGGGCUUUAUUGUCGAAGCUGUCUUUUCUAAACACAUUCAAAUUCCCCGCAGGAAUUUAAGACUUAUAAUUCCAGCGAUAUAUACAUAUUUAUAUUAAAAACGAAAUAUUUUCCAGUUAGAUUUCAGCAAGUGAAGAGAAGCUAAGGAGCAGCGCCAGCGUCCAAUGAUUCAGUUGAGCGCUGUAUCAUAACACUGUGUAUGUAUUCCUGAAGCCUACCGUCCCGCAUCGCACUUUCUAUCACCCAGAAAUUGGGAAGGACACUUGAAAUGUACAGGAGUUGAACCCUUGGCAGACAGACACUUGUAACUAAUUAAGUGUUCCGACUGCUGCAGCUGAGUGUAUAAUUUACAGCCCAUCCAAGCGCAGCGAGGUCUGUGAAUAAAAAAUCUUGUUUUUAUCUUCAUCGACAUCUCAAAAGUGAGUUUUUCGUUUUUACGUAGCUGCGCCUUUGCCGCGAUUCCCUCAGUUAUGGUGCGAAAUCAUCAUCGUGUGUGUAGUAGUCGUGUAUCUGCGUGUCACUCAUACAACAAGUUCUCUAACAUGAUGAUGUAGUGAUGCUGCGCGUUUUCUGCCGUGGUUUCGCUCCCGCUAAGCUCGCUAGCCGCUGCCUGGCCAACCCCCCGCAGACGCCGGGCGGGGAGCACAACAACCCCGCUGACGCACAGCGCGGCUGUGCAGCGGGCCGCAGAGGGGCUGGGCCGCUCCGCCAUCGCCGCGAGUCGCCGGCGUCUCUCGCACCGCACAUCCCUGCUGUGUGGAGGUGAACGCGCUCGGGGGCCUUUCCACACCGCCGGGGAAAGGAGGUGAGAACGGUGCGGAGCGGAGCGCUGCGCAUCGCCGGGGAAACCAACAACAAGAAGAAGCCAGCCAGGCAGGCUGCUUCGGUUCAGUCGCUCGCUCGCUGUCGUUUCCGUGCUUUCGGCGCGGGAUCACCCUGCUCCCCCCAGCAGAACCCACCCGGCCGGGCCUGUUUAUCUGCAGAAUGCGUUAUCAUUCCAGGACCAGGGGCACGGCGGCGGAGAGCAUCUAACGCCGGGCGGCGCUUCUCGGUGACACAUGUGCGACUCCUGCGUCCCCGCCGGCCGCCUCGCUGGACGCCAGGCUCCUUCCUCCCCGAGCGACGCGUAGACGGACGGCAUCGUCGUCGUUCCGCGGCGGCAGCGAGGGGAAGGUGAGGCCACAUGAUGACGGGCCACGGAGAUGUUUGCCCCCACCUGGACUCCAUAGGGGAGGUGACCAAGGAGGAACUGCUGACCAAAUCCAAAGGAGCAUGCCAGUCAUGUGGAGCAGGGGGUCCCAACCUUUGGGCUUGUCUGCAGAAGGACUGUCCUUACGUAGGCUGUGGAGAGUCAUAUUCGGAUCACAGCACCUUGCACUCACAGGUUAAAAAGCACAACCUGACCGUGAACCUGACAACCUUCAGGAUCUGGUGCUAUGUGUGCGAGAGGGAGGUGUUCCUAGAACAGAGGCCUGUGAUGCCUGUGCCUGCCUAUCACCACUGCAAGUCCCCAGAGCAGGAAUCAGUGCCUCACACAGGAAGUCACCCUCUGAAGCCUGUGCCAAUAGCUGUGGCAGACGACGAGGAAUCAGAGUCGGAGGAAGAUGAGUUAAAACCACGAGGGCUUACUGGAAUGAAGAAUAUUGGCAACUCGUGUUACAUGAAUGCUGCCCUUCAAGCUCUGUCCAACUGCCCACCGUUGACCCAGUUUUUCUUGGACUGCGGCGGUCUGGUUCGUACGGACAAGAAGCCUGCGCUGUGUAAAAGCUACCAGAAACUCAUCACUGAACUGUGGCACAAGAAAAGGCCCAGUUAUGUGGUCCCAACAAGUCUGGCUCAUGGAAUCAAGCUGGUGAACCCCAUGUUCCGAGGCUACGCCCAACAGGACACCCAGGAGUUCCUGCGCUGUCUGAUGGAUCAACUCCAUGAGGAGCUAAAGGAACCCCUUCCGGAGAUUGGCGUAGGUGAUGCAUGCGAGGGAGAUGAAAGGCGGGAUGGCGACCGCAGUCCAUCGGAGGAUGAGUUCCUGUCCUGUGACUCGGGCUCCAGCAGUGACCGAGGCGAGGGGGCUGAGGGUCGCAACCUUGGUGAGGCCGAGUUGCUUAUACAGGAUGAGUGCACCAGUCGGCCUGGGGCUGGGGGUAUUUCGGAAAAAGAACGGCUGAAGGAGCGGAGGGUUUCAGGCUCUCCGCUACGCUGUGGAUCCCAGGAGAUGGAUGAAGAUGCAGAUGUGGACACGGCAGCCGAUGAUGGUGGUCAUACCCGGAGCCCUGAGGAGGAAGGCGGGAUGCCUUCAAAUACUGCACAAAACCGCAGCCAGAGCACCCCAGAGCCCGACAAUGAGUCCUCCAUGCACUGCACCUCCUCUCGCCCAUGCAGUCCCACACACAUCGUGCAGGAGCUGCAUCCCAAACUGUCCAGCAGCCCCCAGCGCUGCAGUCCCCUGAGGUCUGCAGGGGCAGCCUACUCUCUCAAGAAAGCCCAGCUUUUACCUGGCGCCAAAAAAAAGAAACAGUGGCGGUACCACAGCGUGAUCUCGGACACCUUUGACGGCUCCAUCCUCAGCUUGGUACAGUGCCUGACUUGCGACAGGGUGUCCACCACUGUGGAGAUGUUUCAGGACCUGUCCCUUCCAAUCCCAGGGAAGGAGGAUUUGGCCAAGCUUCACUCCUCUAUCCACCAGAACCUCCCUGCCAAGACAGGGGUCUAUGCUGACAGCUAUGCGUCACAGGGCUGGAUCUCAUACAUCAUGGACUCCAUUCGUAGGUUUGUGGUAUCCUGCAUCCCCAGCUGGUUUUGGGGCCCUGUAGUCACGUUGGAGGACUGUCUUGCUGCCUUCUUUGCUGCUGAUGAACUGAAAGGAGACAAUAUGUACAGCUGUGAAAGAUGUAAAAAAUUGAGAAAUGGUGUUAAAUACUGCAAGGUUCUUCGGCUACCCGAGAUUUUGUGUGUACACUUGAAGCGCUUUCGGCACGAAGUCAUGUACUCGUUCAAGAUCAACAGUCAUGUGUCAUUCCCACUCGAGGGACUGGACCUCCGGCCUUUUUUGGCCAAAGAGAGCCCAUCCCAGAUCACAACUUAUGACCUCCUUUCUGUGAUUUGUCACCAUGGUACUGCAGCAAGUGGACAUUACAUAGCCUACUGUCAGAAUGUUAUCAACGGUCAGUGGUACGAGUUUGACGACCAGUAUGUUACCGAGGUACACGAGACGGUGGUGCAGAAUGCGGAGGCCUAUGUGCUCUUCUACAGGAAGAGCAGCGAGGAGUCUGUGAGGGAGAGGCAGAAGGUGGUGGCACUAGCAAAUCUGAAGGAGCCCAGCCUGCUACAGUUCUACAUCUCCAGAGAGUGGCUCAACAAAUUCAACACCUUCACGGAGCCGGGGCCCAUCACCAACCACACCUUUCUGUGCCAGCAUGGAGGAAUUCCACCUAACAAAUACCAUUAUAUUGAUGACCUGGUGGUCAUUCUGCCUCAGAAUGUGUGGGAAUACCUCUACAACAGGUUUGGAGGUGGUCCAGCUGUGAAUCACCUGUACUUGUGCUCCAUCUGUCAGGUGGAAAUUGAUACCUUGGCUAAGCGCAGGAAGGUGGAAAUUGACACUUUUAUUAAGCUGAAUAAAGAAUUCCAGGCUGAGGAGGCUCCAACCGUUAUUCUGUGCAUAAGCAUGCAGUGGUUCCGUGAAUGGGAGAGCUUUGUAAAGGGCAAGGACAACGAGCCUCCAGGUCCAAUUGACAACAGCAAGAUUGCCGUUAUGAAAGGAGGCCACAUACAGCUCAAACAAGGGGCGGACUAUGGCCAGAUAUCUGAAGAGACGUGGCAGUACCUGCUGAGCAUCUAUAGUGGAGGCCCCGAGAUUGCUGUGCGGCAGACGGUGGCUCCAGCUGACGUUGACGCACUCCAUGGCGAGCAGAAGAUCGAGGCAGAAACCAGAGCACUCUAAGGCGUAGUGGUAGAUAAGAUGUGCCCUAAACUUCACGGGGACAGGUGGUACCAACUUUACACCAUGUUGCAAGCACAUUGUAAUGUACUGGUGUGUCACUUUAUUACCUGUUUAUGAAGACAUAGUGAUAAUUAUAAGUGUAGAGGUACUAUUUAUUGAAUUAUGUGAAAUGAGUAAGGUUUAACAGCAACCCUCCAGGCCUUUCAGGGAGUGGUAAGGCAGACAACUGCUGCAAUGGAUGUCGUGUUUUGAUGGUAUCAUCUGCAGAUGCCCACUCAAGCAAACACUUCGGCUGCACAUUUGUGGCAGGGUGGGGUGAUGUGGGGAGCAGCCUGAGCACUAGGUGCUUCUUGACAGCUGUGUUCGCUUUGCAGAGAUCUUCACCUUAAGAAGCACGCAUACAAACCAACGAAAUUCCCGUUUGAAAAUGAACUUUUGAAUGUUUUACGCGAUGAUCCUUUUUACCUGAUGGAUUGUAAUUGGGAGGGAAAAUAGAUUCAGUCCCCACAAUAUUGCUUUCGAGCUUUGUGAUGCAUUGCGUAUGUUUUAUGUCUCUGUAUUGUUUAAUAGAAAAACAAAAUAGAACCAUUCAUCCCUUGAAACAAGAGGUAGCCAUUACCAUGAGCAAGGAAGUGCUGUUCAGAUGCAUUCAUCAGUCAUCUGACUCUGAAUUUCAUUUCCAUUCAUACUCUUGCACAUUAAUUUUGCUUCCACAAUGACAGCCACGCAGGGAUUAAAAAAAAUGCAUUAUUGCUUCCUAAUUGUGAAACUUUUGUGGAGCUGCUACUUGUACUCUACGGCAAUACGCACAGCUUGUUGUAUAUUUACUCUCCUUUCAUCCUCUAAUGCUUGAAGGUAAAUGUUUGCGUAUUUUCAUUUUGAAGGUUAACAACCCUUUUACUCUCUCUGUCACAAGAAGCUUUAGAGUGGAGUAUAAAGGUUUCAUGUUGGGCUGUGUGUCGCUGGGACUGCAGGCUGCUGGAAAAGCAGUCCCAGUUAUGCACUGGCCAGUUGGCUGCCUCCUCCUGUGAUGCAUGACUCCAAACUCCACACUGCAGCUGGGGUCUAGCCAAAAUUGCAGCAGUGUUCACUAAUUUGUUUUUGCUUUAAUGUAAAUUUGCGAAUGCUGGAAUGCUGAACAGUUCCUGCAGUUUUUCAGUUUAUUUUCUGUCCUGGAAUUUUCCACCUAGUAUGUAAUUAUUGUUUCUAGUAUCUAUCAGGAAAAAAUUCUUGAGUUCAUUGUACUCAUUAUUUAGCAGUGCUUGCAAUCGUCCUUUCAUCAGUAUGUGUUUCCCUAAGACAAAGCGGUUAUGUUUACACUGCAGAUGAGCUAUUAGUGUGCUCAAAAAUGCUCCUUGUGGCCUUUUCACAGUGGAUUCUUUUCUAAAACCCUAUUCUAGAACUUUUUUCUUUCAAAUUUUCCUCUUUCAGUAAUAUGUGUUAGUUUGGAUUCACCAGGUGUGAAAAACUGAGGUGCGAGGCUUGACAUCAUUAUUAAGCUCCUGGUUUCUUGCUGCUGCAGCCAUAGUACAAGUGCAGUAGUUAAACAAAAAAUGAUCAAUAGCUGUUUUAUGGUUCUUACAACUGGCAUUAAAUCUAAUCUAAAACAAGUAUAAAUGGGGAGAACAUUUAUUUAUUAUAAUUAAGAAUAAAUAUAACAUGUAUGUUUUGAUUUUUUUUUUUUGGAGAAUUCUCUGUAUUUUUGUUACUUGUUGGUUUUUAUCCUGUGUGUGGCUUUUUUCUUGACUAAAUUAGCUUGUUAAAGGUUAUAGAUCAGUCUCUACUCUGUUGGCACUAAAAGUGACCUUGUAUUUAUUUCCAUGAGUAAAUUAAUAAUGAACAGGCAUCUUAAGAUUUGUAUGCUUGUUUAUUACAUUUUUCCACAUUAUAAGAGACAGAAAGCAAAUGAGGUGGUGGGGGGGGGGCUUGGUAAAAGCAGCGCUGUCUUAGACAAAGUUCGUAAAAUUCACUUUGAACUUUUUGCAGUGCCCCUCUUUGCAUGUUUGCACAGCUCACAGUUUUGCGGUUUUGUGAUGGUGGUGCGUAAAGAGUCUUUACACAGUUGUAUCAGUAAUCUGAUAAAGAUCUGAUGUCAGGCUGUGUUUGUCCUUGACCUCCUUCGCAACUCAGUUUAUAAUCCUUCACAUAAGUGUGUUCAAGUCAGAUUUGUUAUUUAUUUGAUAAUUACUUAAUUUAAUAAUUAUGGAAAUAAUUACAUGAAGUAAAAAGAGGGAUAACAUUUGUUUGAAUCAAGACAGUCUGCCAAUGCCUGCUGUCAAAUGUACUGCUGAGAAUGGUACGCUUGCCAUCUAAGAAUAGUGAAUGAUAAUUUGUUUUUGAUAAAUUGAGCACAAAAGGCAUUUUGGUCUUGAGUAGAUUAGCACGAUACAUAAAGAGUUUAGGUAGUGGUGGAUUCAUAUACUCUCUUCUGCAAAUUUUAAAGAUUAGACUACAGAUAUAAGUGAUGUUUAUUUUAUGAAGGAAAAAGUCCACCAUUCAGAUGAGUGUUGUUCAGUGGCAGAUUGAAUAGAGCUGCUGUUUGAAAAACACUCUUGGCUUCUUCAUUCAGACAAGCCUUUGGGAUGUUUUGAAGGGAUGAGAAGUUUGAAUGAACCCUCAUGUUUAAACAGUCUCAUAUUCUCAGUAAACAGGAAACUGAAAAAUGAAAGUCAGACUCAUUCUGUAGGUCAAAGCCCACUUUACUCCAACUUUGUUGAAGGGUGCUGGUGUCUUGGGAGAUGCAAUGUAACUAUGAAUCUUGAAAAACUGAUAAAAGAAUGUGGUUUAACAUUUAGGUAUCUCCAUAAGUAAGCUGUUUGAGUUAUUGUAUUAAUAUGCAAAAGCUGCUUGUGUAAUCACAGCAGUGUCUCUAAAAAUUGUGAUAAAGUAUGUGGCUCAAACUGUGAUGGAAGACCUUGUUGCCGACCUUUGAUGGAUUGCUGUUUCAGUUUAGGUGACACAAAAAGAAACCAGGAAAUUAGCAGUGCUGUGAACAGCAUUUGAAGAGAGAACACUGGGAAAGACUUUUUAAAGGACACCAAUGAAAGUAAUUUUCUUCAUCUGCAGAUGUUCUACUUGUUACAUUUUGCAUCUGGAAAUGGGUGUAAAACAGCACUCUUUGUGGAGAAAACACUUGCUGUAGUCAUGUAUUAAUUCCUGUUAUAUGGAGCAAUUCUCUUGAAAAUGGCCUUUUAUUAGAUUGUCAAGUCUAACUAGGAAAUCUGUAUUGAAGAACCUACUGCAUGUAGCUGUAACGUUUGUGUUUGGAUAGAUGCGGAAUUGUUUGUUACGGUUCUGGUCAGUGCUUCUCUGUAUUAUUGGGUCACAAAAAAUAAGCAACGGAAAAUAAGACGACAAGAAUAAAUUUGACGUGCGUAUGUUCAUUAAGUCCUCGGUUCUCAUUGUAUGUGUUCAAGAGUGGUUUUGCUACUCUUAUGAGCAAUUUUUCCAGUGGUGUUUAAGUGCAAUACAAAAAUGAAGCUUGAAGUACACAAAGGAUGGGGUGGCACAGCAGGUAGCACUAGUGCCUCAACUCCUGGACUAGGGAUUUGGGAACCAAUUUAAUCCAUCUCAGUCUGUGAAGUUUAGUUGUUGUUGUUUUUGUAUGUUUUUCCUCCAGGUACCCUGGU